Molecule: messenger RNA, 1268 nt
Organism: Manis pentadactyla (Chinese pangolin)
Lineage: Eukaryota; Metazoa; Chordata; Mammalia; Pholidota; Manidae
Product: bMERB domain-containing protein 1-like
Exons: 6
Coding region: 1-567 (188 amino acids)
Biological process (GO): negative regulation of microtubule depolymerization
Cellular component (GO): microtubule cytoskeleton
Source: RefSeq, a predicted model, not a curated record
AUGCUCAUGAAAGGUUGCCUCCGGGUCUUGACGCCUGCAUUUCAUGUCUUCCGCACAGAUCAGCUAGACAUCAUCUCCAUGGCGGAGACCAGCAUGAUGCCGGAGGAGAUAGAACUGGAGAUGGUAAAAAUUCAGCGGCUCCGGGAAGUCUUGGUCCGACGGGAGUCUGAGCUCAGGUUUAUGAUGGAUGACAUCCAGCUUUGCAAUGACAUCAUGGACCUGAAGCAGGAGCUCCAGAACUUGGUGGCCAUCCCAGAAAAAGAAAAAUCCAAGUCACAGAAGCAGAGAGAGGAUGAGCUAAUCCAGAAGAUCCACAAACUGGUGCAGAAAAGAGACUUCCUGGUGGACGAUGCAGAGGUGGAACGGUUAAGGGAGCAAGAAGAAGACAAGGAAAUGGCCAAUUUCCUGAGAGUCAAGUUAAAACCUCUAGAUAAAGUAGCCAAAUCUCCAGUCAGUUCCCGAGCAGAGAAGAAAGCAGAGCCCCCACCUAGCAAGCCCAUGGUGGCCAAGACUGGGCUGGCACUCAUCAAGGAUUGCUGCGGGGCCACCCAGUGCAAUAUCAUGUAGCCCCCAUGUGUGGUGCCCCUGGGGCCAUGGGGAGCCCCCUCCCGCCCUCUUGUCUGCAUAGCCCCCUUUUCACUGGGGCCCAAGAGCUCUCCAAGGCAGAAGGGGUUGAAGGCAAGCCCAUGACUGCUGCCAGGGGCUAUGGGUGCGGCAGGCGGGCCCAGCUGCCCUGUACAGAGUGUAGCAAUAGGAAGUUCCUCACUGGCGCAUGGCCCUCCCCAGAGCAUGCCGAACCCAGGAGUCUGUUUCACUGUUUAUCCAACUACCAGGAAAGGUCCUCCCUCAAAAAAGUAUAUCUCCACGUCUAUCUAUCUGUAUCUAACCCACGGUGUGAAUGAACUGGGAGAGGGGCAUGAUACCCAGGUGUGUAUACUUGUGACUUUUCAAUACUCUAGCACCAUGUUGGACACACCCCCAUCCACUCUCCUAGCUCUGCUGUUAGACCUGCCCCCGUGGGCACAGCCAUAUCCCCCAUUUGUCCUCCUGCAGGGUCUGUGCCCUGGAGGGCCCCACACAGCCCAUGUGUCUUGGAGACACAGAGGGCCCAUCUGUAAAGAUUGAACUUGUAUGUGGUGUCAUGCUCACAUCUGCUUUCUCCCUUCCUGUGUCUGGGCACGGUUCACAUCAGGGGUGAUUCCAUUCGCUCUCGGCUCUUCCUUCCCUUGCACCACGUGCAUGAAGCAGAGUUGGGGCUGGUGCUGCGA